ACAGGGUUACCGGUCAGAAGCCACUCAAGCCUGGCCAGACAUACAGAAGAACCCAAGAGAGAGAGGCGAGUGGGGGAGGCAGAGGCGACCCACAGGAGCGAGAGCAAGCAGGCAGGCAGGGGCUGUAGGGCCAGGCUAGUGGGGACACAAGGCGUAAAGAAAGGAGGGCCUGUGACUGCCAGGGCAGAGCACAGCUGGAGCCAGGAGGCCAGAGAGAGCCUCAGGGGGCCAAGGGAGGGUGCACAGCCCAUAGAGCCCACUGGAGUGUGUGGAGGGGGCAGCCCUGGUGCCGCGGGGAUGAACUUUGCCGUGGGCUUCAAGCCAAUGCUGGGGACCUCGCAGAGCAUGGACAACCUGGAGAAGCAGCUCAUCUGCCCCAUCUGCCUGGAGAUGUUCACCAAGCCGGUGGUGAUUCUACCCUGCCAACACAACCUGUGCCGCAAGUGUGCCAAUGACAUCUUCCAGGCCUCCAACCCACUCUGGCAAUCACGCAGUUCCACUUCAGUCUCCUCCGGAGGGCGGUUCCGGUGCCCAUCCUGCCGGCAUGAAGUUGUGCUGGACCGGCAUGGAGUUUACGGCCUGCAGCGCAACCUCCUUGUGGAAAACAUAAUCGACAUCUACAAGCAGGAAUCCUCUCGGCCCCUCCACGCCAAGGCAGAGCAGCAGCUGAUGUGUGAGGAGCAUGAAGAUGAAAAGAUCAACAUCUACUGCCUGACCUGCGAGGCCCCCACGUGUUCCAUGUGCAAAGUCUUUGGGGCCCACAAGGACUGCGAAGUGGCCCCUCUGACCAACAUCUACAAGCGCCAGAAGGGAGAGCUGAGCGAUGGCAUAGCCAUGCUGGUGGCUGGGAACGACCGCAUCCAGGCCAUCAUCGCCCAGAUGGAAGAGAUCUGCAAAACCAUCGAGGAUAAUGCGCGGCGGCAGAAGCAGCAUCUCUGCCUGCGCUUCGACUCCCUGUACAGCACCCUGGAGGAGCGCAAGAAGGAGUUGUUGCAGGAGAUUGGGCGAGAGCAGGAGGAAAAGGUCCAACGGGUGCGGGGGCUGAUCCGCCAGUAUGGGGACCACCUUGAGGUCUCCUCCAAGCUGGUUGAGUCAGCAAUCCAGUCCAUGGAGGAGCCCCAGAUGGCCGUCUACCUCCAGCAGUCAAAGGAGCUGAUCAAAAAGAUCACAGACAUGUCCAAGGUGUCUAUGAGCAGCCGCCCAGAGCCUGGGUAUGAAAACAUGGACCACUUCACAGUCAACAUUGAACAUGUGGCUGAAAUGCUGAGAACAAUUGAAUUCCAGACAGAGGUUGCUGGGGAAGAGGCUGAGCCAGAGGGGAGUGGCGAUGCAGAGGAGGGGGAACACCUGGACGUGCCAGAUGCCCCCGAUGGGAUGGAAGAUGGUGAGAACACGCCCAGGCUCAGGCCAAAGCCAGCAAGUGCCUCUCAUGCAGGUCAGCACUGAGGAGCCGCGGCCAAAGCAGCAGGACCCCCCGCCAGGCAGAGGAGCCCCCUUCGCCGAGCUUUUGAUUUGUGGAGAGAAUAAAGUUGUUUCGUC
Messenger RNA from Rhineura floridana, 1539 nucleotides. RefSeq names its product tripartite motif containing 54 (gene TRIM54). The transcript has 10 exons. The record is from RefSeq and is a predicted model, not a curated record. The coding region runs from base 298 to 1446 and encodes 382 amino acids. Gene Ontology annotation, molecular function: zinc ion binding. Lineage: Eukaryota; Metazoa; Chordata; Lepidosauria; Squamata; Rhineuridae.